This is a messenger RNA of Labeo rohita (rohu), 2182 nucleotides long. Its product is annotated as tripartite motif-containing protein 16-like. The record is from RefSeq and is a predicted model, not a curated record. Gene Ontology annotation, molecular function: zinc ion binding; protein binding. NCBI's taxonomy places the organism in Eukaryota, Metazoa, Chordata, Actinopteri, Cypriniformes, Cyprinidae. The coding region runs from base 107 to 2182 and encodes 691 amino acids. The transcript is spliced from 7 exons.
UUUUGCACACAUCUCUCUCAAACACAGAAUAAGGUACUCAUUUUGAUCUUUAGUUGACAGAACACCACAACACACCUAAUGCAGAGCUGUUUUAUGUGUUUUUGAAAUGGCUGAAAGCAGUAUUUCAGUGGCUCAGGAUCAGUUCAACUGUCCGAUCUGUCUGGAUGUACUGAAGGAUCCAGUUACCAUUCCCUGUGGACACACAUACUGUAUGAGCUGCAUUACAGACUGCUGGAAUCAAGAUGAUGAGAAGAAAGUGUACAGCUGCCCUCAGUGCAGACAGACCUUCACUCCAAAACCUGCUUUAAAUAAGAAUUUAGUGUUUGCUGAGAUGGUGGAGAAACUGAAGAAGACAAAAGUUGAAACUGCUCGGGCUCUCAGUUACGCUGGACCUGGAGAUGUGGAGUGUGAUGUCUGUACUGGAAGAAAACGCAAAGCUGUCAAGUCCUGUCUUGUGUGUUUUGAAUCUUACUGUCAAACUCACUUUGAGCGUCAUGAGGAAUUUCACUCAAUUAGACGACACAAAGUGACCGAUGCUACUAGACGACUACGGCAGAUGAUCUGCUCUAAACAUGAUAAACAACUAGAAAUCUACUGUCGUACUGAUUGGAAAUGCAUCUGUUAUCUGUGUACAAUGGAUGAACAUAUAAAGCAUGACACUGUAGCAGCUGUAGUCGAGAGGACAGAAAAACAGAAACAGUUGGAAAACACACUGAAAAAAUUCCAGCAGAAAAUCCAAGACAGAGAGAAAGAGGUUCUGAAGCUUAAAGAAGCAGUGAAAACACAUAAGAACUCUGCACAGGCAGCAGUGGAGGACAGUGAAAGGAUCUUUACUGAACUGAUCCGCUCCAUUGAGGCAAGACGCUCUGAGGUGACACAGAUGAUCAGAGAUCAGGAAAAGGCUGAAGUGAGUCGAGCUGAAGGACUCUUGAAGGAACUUGAGCAGGAGAUUGAGGAUCUGAAGAGGAGAGAUGCUGAGCUGCAGCAGCUUUCACAAACAGAUGAUCACAUCCAUUUCCUACAGAGUUUUCAGUCUCUCUCCACCUUACCUGGAUCUACAGAGGGAGUCACUGUCAGUUCUCUCCUGUCUUUUGGUAAUGUGAGAAAUUCUGUCUCUCAACUGAGAGAAAAACUAGAGAAAUUCUGCAAAGAGGAGACUAAAAAGAUAUCUGAUACAGUAACAAGCAUCAACAUUAUUCCCCUUUAUGAGCACAAGCCAGUUCACAAGGAUUUCAUAAAAUAUUCCUGUCAACUCAGUUUGGAUGUGAACACAGUGAAUAAAAAUGUCCAGCUGUCUGAGGGGGAUAGAGUGGCUACUUGCAGUGAAACUGUUCAGCCGUAUCCUGAUCAUCCAGACAGAUUUAAUGAACUGCAUGAGGUGUUGUGUAGAGAGAGUGUGAAUGGACGCUGUUACUGGGAGGUGGAGUGGAGUGGAACUGCUGGGGUAGGAAUAUCAGUGUCAUACAAGAGCAUCAAGAGGCAGGGAAAGACAAAUGAGUGUGAAUUUGGACUGAAUGAUCAAUCCUGGAGAUUGUCCUGCUCUCCCUCCAGUUUUUCAUUCUGGCACAAAAGCAUAGAGACUAAACUUUUUCCAGUCUCCAGAUCCUACAAAAUAGGAGUGUAUGUGGAUUACAAAGCAAGAAUUCUGUGCUUCUACAGCAUCUCUGGCACAAUGACCCUCAUCCACAGAGUCCAGACAACCUUCACGCAACCACUCUAUCCUGGGUUUUUGUUAAAUAAGGGCUCAUCAGUAAAAAAACUGGAGGAUUUCUGCAGAGAGGACACUGAAAAAAUAUUUGACAGAGGUACAACAACACGCUGGGAGUUUAAAUGGAGUGGUACUAACAGUGUGGGUAUAUCAGUGUCAUAUAAGAGCAUUAAGAGGUGGGGAGAUAAAAAUGAGUGUGGAUUUGGACUGAAUGAUCAGUCCUGGAAAUUGUCCUGCACUCAAUCUGGUUACUCAUUCUGGCACAAUAACAAACAUACUAAACUCUCUGUGGUCUCCAGCUCCUGUAGAAUAGGAGUGUACAUGGAUCACAGAGCAGGAAUUCUGUGCUUCUACAGCGUCUCUGACACAAUGACCCUCAUCCACAGAGUCCAGACUACAUUUACUCAACCCCUCUAUCCUGGGUUUUGGUUAAAUCUAGGCUCAUCAGUGAAACGUAAUCAUUUGACAAAAUAG